Orycteropus afer afer is the source of this 888-nucleotide messenger RNA. Lineage: Eukaryota; Metazoa; Chordata; Mammalia; Tubulidentata; Orycteropodidae. The record is from RefSeq and is a predicted model, not a curated record.
AUGAAGGACGAUUCGACUGGCAUGCUGGGCCGCAUUGUCUUUGCCUGGUGGAAGGGGAGCAAACUGGACUGUAAUGCCAAGCAGUGGAGGCUUUUCGCUGACAUCCUCAACGAUAUAGCCAUGUUCCUGGAGAUUAUGGCUCCUGUGUACCCAGUCUGCUUCACCGUAACUGUCUGCACCAGCAACCUGGCCAAGUGCAUCGUGAGCGUGGCUGGCGGGGCCACGCGGGCCGCACUGACCAUGCACCAGGCCCGGAGGAACAACAUGGCCGACGUGUCAGCCAAGGAUAGCAGCCAGGAGACGCUGGUGAACCUGGCAGGCCUCCUGGUCAGCCUCUUGAUGCUUCCUCUGGUGGCAGAUUGGCCUAGCUUCAGCCUUGGGUGUUUCUUCCUCCUCACUGCCCUCCACAUCUACGCCAACUACCGGGCGGUCCGAGCCCUCGUCAUGGAGACCUUGAACGAAGGGCGGCUCUGGCUGGUCCUCAAGCACUUCCUCCAGAGGGGAGAGGUACUCAGCCCCACUGCAGCCAAUCAGAUGGAGCCACUGUGGACAGGUCUCUGGCCAUCUCUGUCUCUGUCCCUGGGGGUCCCCCUGCACCGACUGAUUGCCAGUGCCUCUGAGCUGCAGCGGCUGGUUGAGGGGCACCACGAACCCUACCUCCUUCACUGGGACCAGUCACGAAGUCCUGAGAAAGAUAGCUGGGUCACUGUCAAGAAGACACACCAAGUGUUGGACAAGCUGUUCCCAAAGUUCUUGAAAGACCCAACAGCACCCCACAUGCUCUCCCCAGGACUGAGGGAUGCUGGCUGGAACACUGAGAAGCACCAGCUGGAGGUGGAUGAAUGGAGGGCCACAUGGCUGCCGUGUCCAGAGAAGAAGGUGUUGUGA